Serpula lacrymans var. lacrymans S7.9 is the source of this 627-nucleotide messenger RNA. RefSeq lists its product as uncharacterized. NCBI's taxonomy places the organism in Eukaryota, Fungi, Basidiomycota, Agaricomycetes, Boletales, Serpulaceae. The record is from RefSeq and is a predicted model, not a curated record. The coding region runs from base 148 to 324 and encodes 58 amino acids. The transcript is spliced from 2 exons.
ACAGACAGGCAGGCAUGGAUGAUGGAAUCGUUGGUCGCAGUGAUGUCAACAUCAACGUCGACAUCGACAUCAAAACCAACGUCGCACCAUCGUACGGCAUAGAGUAGCUCGAGGGUUCGCAGGUACACACGCGAGGGGGGGGGGUUGAUGUCGGUCGAGGCAAGGGUGCUGCAUGUGGUGUGUGGUAUGCGGUAUGGGGAUGGUGGGGGACCGGCCAUCGACCGUGGAGAUUCGGAGCGACGGCUUGAAAUGAGUGAAGGAGGUGGUGGUACAUCCCUUGUUUGCAUUUCGCUAGCCAAGACCGACCUUCAAACUCCCUUGUGAGGUACAGUUGCGAGUGUACACUUGAGAUUUGGGUCCAUGGUAUGCUAUCAUGGCCCGUCAAACUUGAAAAGCGAUUGUGAUAGGGGAGCCUGAGCCUGCAGAUCUCCGGAGCUCGUGUGCUGAUUCUUGAUUCCUGAUCCUUGUCACCAACUCCCGCACAUCGGCUCUUUGCACCUUUGCACCACAUCCAUAGUAUCCACUCUCAGCCCCAUAUAGCUUUUAGCUUUUCGGAACAUAUCACUGUCAGCGAAACAGCGAACGUACUAGUAUCCAUCCAUUCAUACAGUAUGUAUGAAAACAGUC